AUGAGUGAGCAGAAUCACUGGAAACACACGUGGCCUAGCGCACGAGUACUCGGUCAAUUCAUCGUCUCGAAUCGACACCUUUUCGAGGGGAAACGCGUGUUGGAGCUCGGCUCGGGUGCGACCGGAGUUUGCGGGCUGACGGCCGGGAAAGUGGGAGCAAAAUCGGUGACGUUGACCGAUCAUCCGGCUUUGGAGCAGGCUUUCUCCAUCUUGCAGAAGAACAUCGCUCAAAACGGUUUGCAGAACGUGUGCACUAUACAAGGUCUCGAUUGGAACGAGCCGAAUUUUGAAUCACUGCAAAAAGUCGACUUGAUCAUCGCCUCUGACGUUUUUUACGAUCCAGAGGUCUUCCAACCGCUCAUUUCAACGAUCGACGCCUUGUUGACGCGUUACCCCGAGGCGCUUCUCUAUUUCGCGUAUCAGGAUCGAGACGACUGGUUCAUCGGCGGUGAUCUUCUCGAGCGUUCACUCUCCGCCUCACUCGUUCGUUCGAUUCAGGCCGAAUCGUACACGAUACAAAUCGGCACGAUUUAUCGUCUCGACAUGGCUCAGGGAAAAGUUUUCGCCGGAAUUGAGGGAGGAGCGACCAGCUCGAAAUUGGUGUUCCUGAACGAGAAAGCCGAAUCGCUGGGGGUGUUCGAAGGGGCGGGCACAAAUCUCUACUUGAACGGGCUCGAGCAGACGGCCAAUGACAUUGCGAAUUGGGUGAGAAAGGCGAAAAGUGAGAUCGGCAUCAAGGGACCGCUUGAAUCUUUGGGAAUGGGUUUAUCGGGUGCCGAGGAUCCCCGUUUGAAUGACCGCCUGGUCGAAUAUCUGAUGGACAAUCACGGGGAUGUCACCAAAGCGGCACAUCUCGUCUCCGAUUCGGUCACAUGCAUCGGCGCCUCGUUCAAGAAUGGUGGUGUUGUGGUGAUUGCGGGAACGGGCUCAUCGUGUCGAAUGUUGACGGAGGAUGGAGAAGAGAGACAAGUCGGCGGAUGGGGACACAUGAUUGGAGAUCAAGGGAGUGGACACUGGAUUGCGAAUAGAGCUCUCCGUCACUUAUUCAAUGUCGACGAUGGUGUUGAGAAAAGCGUUGGAUCGGUGGAAACGCUGAGAACGGUAGUGCUCGAGUAUUUCCAAAUUGAGGACAAGGUGCAAGUGCUCGACUUUCUCUACGCGAAAUUCGUCAAAUCUGAGGUGGCGAAACUAACGACAAAGCUGGCGGAAAAUGCUUCUGACCCGGUGAUCGCCGGGAUUUUCUAUGAAGGCGGAUGGGAAUUGGGGAAACAUGUGGCCGCCAUCAGUCGACACAUGUCUGAGGCAAUGCGUCAAGACAUGCCGAUUGUCAUGGUGGGAAACGUUUUCAAAUCGUGGCCACUCCUCAAGAAAGGUUUCAUCGAUGCGGUCCGCCAACUAUCCCCUCAUCCAAUCCAAUCCAUUCAUCUGCAUCAUCUCACCGAAACGAACGCCUUUGGGGCAGCGGCGUUGGCCUCAAAAAGAAUUGACCACGAUCUACCAUUCAAUCAUCAACCGCAUCUUUUUGAAACCAUUCAUUUG
Molecule: messenger RNA, 1539 nt
Organism: Mesorhabditis belari
Lineage: Eukaryota; Metazoa; Nematoda; Chromadorea; Rhabditida; Rhabditidae
Source: the annotation of a GenBank genome assembly